Amoebophrya sp. A25 is the source of this 7479-nucleotide messenger RNA. The record is from the annotation of a GenBank genome assembly. Lineage: Eukaryota; Dinophyceae; Syndiniales; Amoebophryaceae.
AGUACUGAAUGGGGAUCUUCUCUACUCGACAUGUUGCUUCUAAAAAGCAUGAUAAUCAUCUGUACACCUUCCGUGCCAGAAUGUUGACUAACUACAACAUCCUCGUAUUCCAUCUCAUAUUGUUCUCAGCAAUAAAUGUCGUCGUUGCAACAUCUUCGGAAGUCGUGUCCUCUACUAGGCGGCACUGUCCGUUCUAUCGCGUAACAAGCGAGGAUGAGGUCGUCCGAGAGCAAAAGCCUUGCAGCUGUCGCGUACGUGGAGGUGGAGAGGAAGGGGGACGCGAGGUGCCAGGAGAUCCAAGGACAACCACAACAUCGAAAGCAUCAAAAGCUGAUGUUGCUCACCUGAAUGUUAAGGCUUGUGAAUCUUGUUCAGUAUCCCUUCACGUGGACUGUGCUGGUUGGAUUCCCCUUAGAAGUCGAGGGGAUUCUAUCCUAACUACUAAGAGACCGUAAGACUAAUAGUUGUCAAGAACAAGGGGCUCUAUCCUAAGAGGGAGAUGAAAGGGAAUCCACUCAGGAGGAGAAAAUGCGAAUGCCUGGCACUAAGAACGGCACAGCUGGGCCCUAUGGAUGGUUUGCUGGCAUGAUCAACCUGCACGACGCAGGUGGUUACGGGACACCGCUAUCAGAUGUUAUUCGAAGACACGGCUCUCACGAAUCAGGUGGGCUCAGACUCUUUAUGUUGAAGAUCAUGAAGCAGAUUCUUCAAGUGACAUUUAGCUGAGCCUGUGUCUGUGACAUCGAACCAGGGAAAGCAAGACAAUUUGAAGUCGUAUCCAAGAAUUUUCAGGAGGUAUUUUGCCAAAAUUUCAAAUUUAUUUCCUGAUGAGGCCUUUGCAUCAGCAUUAGGUAGAUGCUUGGAAGAAUCUUCUUGAAACUUUCAGAUUUUUUUCAAGCUUUCUAGCUGGAGCAGUACGGGCGAUUCAAAACUUAAGGCAUGGUGUUGUUUCUCCUCUUCUAUCUUCUGGUAAUAUUGGUGGUAGCAGUGGUAUGAGGGAUUCGAACGAUCGUGGCCUAGUAUAGGUAAAUAGAAAUAUCAAUUUUCGUAUUGCUGGAUCUAGGUGGUGUUUUGUUCAAAGCUGAGAGUCAUCGCCUUUCCCAGCAUUUCUACGUACUCGUAUGUGUUUCCUUCCUCUAAAAACCGAGCGAUGGCGGAUUAUUCGACCGGAAUUGCGUAAGCUUAUCGCGAAUUCGCGGUGGUCAGAGCGAACCGUAGGGAAGCAGAAAGCUGCUUCCAGUGACAAGACAGCAAGGAGUAGCCCUCUAUAUGGUUUAAGGCUGUUUUCCUUGAAGAAGAGCAAUUGCUUUUGCACCAGGAACGAAGAAGCUACAUUAACUCUGUGUUGCAGAGGGAGUUCAAACCGCUGAGUUGAAACCACUCUUGGUAGUGUAGUAGGUGGACAGAUGUGGAUUCAAGGAGAUCCUUCCCCUUAAAUUCUAGUACUUGUUCCGCAGCUAUAACAAGAUCUAUUUCUAUGCGAUAAAGAUACUUUUAGUGGUCUUAGACAUUGUUAUUGUACGUAGAUGGUCGUGGAAUUCGUAAAUCUAACGCUUCCUCUAAUUAGUACAGCAUCCGGUCAGACGAGGGCAAGCAGUCGGCGAAAUCAUGAACCAUUGCAUUUGCUGAGCCAACCUAGCGUGGAUCACUUACGCCACGCUCUCACCGUGGGCUAUCACGAUAACGUUGUGUCUCUUAAGAUGGUGAUGGAAACGGAAGUCGUGGAAUAUUAUAUUCACACUUUGUAGAGAAUGAAGAAGAAGACUACCUCCAAUAGGUGGAGGGUCUAGUCCUUGUUACUUCUUGCAACAAGGCCAAGGUAUCUUCUGUGUAUAAGUAUAGGGCUGAAUUGGCUAUGGCUUUGGCUCAUCCACAAGAAAUAUGGCUUUGGCAUCAUCUUAUCAAAUCUAUCAUGAUCAUAAUUGGAGCGUUAGGACACAUACUUGUUUCACAAUCACAAGAAAUAGAAAUAGGAAGAAUGUACAACUUAUGUUUUCAUCUUCGCUAUCUUGGAGCUUUUGCCGACCCCAUUGGACGGGACAUCGAUUCUGAAAGUGAACGAUUUGACUAUCGCAAGCGCUCCGCAGAAUCACGACGCUCAAAAGUUGGUCAGCUUCACGCCACGUCACACUGGAAAUGUGCUAUCGCUGACAGGACCCGUAGAAUUGACAAGAUCGGCGGGGGAUUCUCCAAGAAGUACUAGCCCAACGACAACGAGUACAACUUCUUAAGGCUUUUAUUUCAUCUGCCACAGAGAUACGACUAGGACCUAACCUAACCACAGAGGUACUACUAGGACCUCUAUCUAUCACAGAGAUACCUAACGACAAGGUGACAUCCAAUCUCGCGACUUUGUCAUCUUCGCUGAGUGGUUAAUGAAAGAGCUUGUUUCCGGAAUUAAGGGAAUAACGCCAGGCCAUUGGUAGUCUGCCCUUGAAAAUGCAAACGCGGCACUGGCUCUAAGAAAGUAACGAGGAGGAGUCGGCUUCUGAAGACGAGGACGAGCUAUGUGCGUCGCCAGCUGGCCAAGAACUCCGGACGAUGUUUUCUGCCAUGGUGUUUACACAUUUUCAAAAUUUUUAAGGCCACGACGAACGUGUGACGCAUUUUUAUCAGUGUCAAGCAGCCCAGGUCCUGACUUUAUUGUUGUCAUGCAGCAUGCGUUUUGAAUGUUGAUUAGUAGUCGCAGGGCAUUUCGCUCGCGGUUACAAUUCCGCGACUGGAGAUCUGCGAAAGUGAACGCGAAGCGCUCACUUCUGUCCCGAAGCCUUGCCUUUUAUCCUACAACAAAGCACGUAGCAAAAAUUGCCGCGGGUGUGAAACUUUACACCAGGCAGAAAAGCCAGAAGCAGAAAAACACACGGGGCAGAGAAGCGCAAAGGCGGCGAAGUUUUCGAGGAUGUAAAACUUUAGCGCAAGCAGAAAAAGAGACAGAAAAAGACCACACAAGGCGGAAAAAUAUGAAGCGGAAAGACUGGCCGAGGGCGGGAAAUUUUUCCCCAGGCAGAAAACGGAGCAGAAACAGAAAGAGAGGACGGAGGCGGAGGCCUUUCCCUAAGGCAGAAGGCGGGGCAGAAAAGGGGGACGAAGGUGGAAGCCUUUCCCGCAGGCAGAAAAUGAAACACAAAAAAGCACGAAGCAAGGUGGAAGUUUUUCCCCCAGGCAGAAAACAGGGCACAAAACGACGCAGAAAGAGGGACGAAGGUGGAAGCUUUUCCCCCAGCCAGAGAACGGGGCAGAAAAAGAAGCAGAAAAAGGGACGAAGGUGGAAGCUUUUCCACCAGGCUGAAAACAGGGCAGAAAAUGAAGCAGGAAAAGCGGACGAAGGUGCAGGUGGAAACUUUUCCCGCAGGCAGAAAAAGCGGAGGAAGUUAGAACUUUUCCCGCAGGUAGAAAAGGAGAAAUGUAGAAAAUUUUACCCCACACAGAAAAGCUGGAUGAAAAACAUGAAGCAGAGAAAGUGGCGGGGGGUGGCAAUUUUCACCCCAGGCAGGAAAAUGGGCGCGCAGGAUGAACACAAAGAAAGCAGGACAAGCGGAUGGGGGUGGAAGUUCUUACCCCAGGCAAAAGGACAGCAUACAGAGCGAGCAGCGAAAAUUAGUAAAAAUUCAAGGACGGUGAGGGUGCCGGAGGCUUUUUCUCAGAGGUUAAGGAAAGAGAAACACACGAGGCAGCGGCAGAAAAAUGCAAACAAGCAGAGCGACUGACUUCUGAGUCAGGGCAGAAAAAGUAAACAGAAAAACAUACGCAGCAGAAAAAUUUCAAGUGAACAAAGCUGGCCGCUAUAUUCUAGACAUUAUAUUCAUACGCGAAUAUAUUAGUAGAUGCUGAAACUUCUCCGUCGAUAAAGGUUGUCUUGGUUUGGUGCUAACCAGCCAUAGACAGAGGCAUGCGGAUGUCGGCCAUCUCUAAAAAUCAGGAGUCUCUGAGCACGAGGUCACUUUCCCAAGUUUUUUGCGGAGUGGACUCUUGAACUUUCUCUUGCCUCGAACGCAAGUGUAUGUUGAAGAAGAAGGGUCGACAAAUGUGCUUGCGGUGUAUUAAGGCUACGUGGUGCUGUUUACUGUUUUGGAGAUGAAGCGUCCUGAUUCAAUUUUGUCAAACAGAACAGACCGACAAGGUCCAAGGAUCUAAUUCUUCGACCGUGAAAUGCUUCAAAGACAAAGUCAAAACAUGCCAAGCUCUAUGAACCAUCUAAUUCUUCGACCGUGAACUGCUUCAAAACAUGUGGCGGUAUGCAAACAACUACCAUGGAGGAGCUCGUAGUGCAAAUCUCACUCUAUUCCCGGAUGCAUCACCAGAGCUUCUUGCGGAAGCCCUUUUGUGUAACAGGGAUGCGGCUAAACGCGAAGAGUUAGCAAAACUGCUCAUGGAAAUCCAGGAACUUACUCGCCCAAUGAGAGAAGAGCCUAGGCUAACUUUUUUGGAUCUUGGUGCAAACGUGGGUCUAUGGUCUCUCAUGGCAGCAACGCAGUUCAAGUCGGAAAUAUUUAAGAUUCACGCCAUCGAUUCAGAAUCCUCUACUAAGUAGUAGAGGAUCUCCAUCUAGAUACUAGAGAUAUUAGUCAGCUGGGCAGUUUCAUUUUUUCAUCGACGUAAAGACAAAAAGUUUGAUCUUCUAGAAGAUGAUCUUGCACCCGCGUAGUGUGUACUGGCAGGAAUGUGAUAUUACCGUUACGACCUGGUGAUGUACUAGCAGCUGUAGUUGUUUCAACAGAAUCAUCUGUGGUCUCACCUCUAAAGCCUUGGCCUUCGAGCCCGUAGAGGGCAAUGUAGAGCGACUACGGGAGACACUGUACUGUGACAACAAAGAGCUCCUUUUGCAAAACUUCGCGAAUCGCUUUGUGCAUCUUUUCCCUGUGUUAGGACUAGAAGAAAUCCAUCUGAGCCAGCAUCUUCGGUCCGUUUUCUACGGGGAAACGGUCACCAAGAUGCUCUACAAGAUGGAUGUCUUCUAGCUCGAACUGUGGCAGUAGGUGCUCCCGAAGAGUUAAGGCUUCCCCUAAUCGGUCUCCAGAUGCAUGCAUCCUGAUGAGGGCUGAGGGCGUAGGAGAGAGUAUGGCUUAGGCAUCCUCUAAAAGAAGCCGGGGAAUCGCGGACAAUGUCCUUGGUUCAUUGGAGUGCGGCAGUCCUACGUGAAGGAACAACGCCUGACGACACACAAGAAGGGGCCCAACAAGAUCAGGGAGGAGGUUCGCAAGGAAAAAAUGACUUGCAACUGGAAGAGGCCUUUGAAAUAUCAGAGGCGCAGAAGCUGGGCUUAGUCGAUGCGCAAGGGAGGCCAAUGGCAAGCGCACGCCUUCGACUUCAUACUUAUGGCAUAAUUUAAGUUGUUAAAGAUAUAUACUAUAUAUCUCAAGGUGAACGUGGAUCAAGCUAAGUAAUAAUAUGUAAGAGUACUUCAAUUUCCUCGGGUUUAACUUUAAUUUUUGAGGAAUCAAUUCCCCCUUACACGAGGACUUCUUGAAGUUCAACAACAUCAGCAACAUCGACUUCUAAACAAUCGUUGAUAGCAUUUGGAGGAGACAUUUGCAAUCGGCUUUGUCACCUCGGCGUGAGGUUUUCGUGAAAGUAGACGUUGAGGGGUUCGAGUGCGCAGCUUUACUCGGUGCAGCGGAGUUCUUGCGGUCUAGUCGGGUUUGGGGUGUCUUCUUUGAGUAUUCGCCGCCAUGGUUAUGGUCAGCGCUUAUUAUCCAUCCCUCUCAGCAUUUCGGUACUACUAGCCUUUUCCCAUAUUAGAAUACCAAUACAAGGAGAAAGGCACCCGGGUGAGGAGCUGCCGAGAAGCGUGCACGGAUUCAAGCACACUCUAACAUGGCAGGAAGGAUCUUCUAUUCGAGAAGGAGGAGAGCCCACACCGAUACCAACAGACUACUCGUGUGUCUCAUCGCACGUGCGAGAUAGAAUGACCGCGCUUUUUCUUAUGUUGAAGUACUUAGAAGUUUGUUGUUGAAGUUUAUUAAGUAGACGACCCACGUUCGUAGACGUUAUAUAUCACGGGUAUUUUUUUGCACUUGUCGGAGUCGGACAGGAGCAUUAUUUACUACUACUUGUUCAUGAACCAAGAACUCAUAGGGUUCAUAGUUGUCCUUUAUCGGAUUCCUCAAAAUGAAAUCUCUAAUCUUGGUGAUUUGAAGUUGUACCAUUUUUUCGCCAUGGGAGCUGGCUACGUCUACCCUCAAUUCGGGUGCCACCUGCCAAGCCUGUGGAGCUGUAUUAGUGCAAAACAACGAUUAUGAAAAACAAAAAGCCAGUAUUGUUCAUGUCAUUCUUGAUGUGGGGACGGGGAGUUUGAUCAUUUUGUGACAUAAUGCUCAUACUCUUCACAACACAGCAUAGCAUAAUGCUUUUAGUGUCCAUUUUCAACAUUUUCGACUCUCGAACAUAUUGACUGUAGGCUUUACCUCAAAGCAGGACCAACUGGACAGACUUGGUCGUGCCGUGGGGUACUAGAGCCUGUUUUCUCACACAAAGGUCCUUGGUUGACUAUAAUAUUUCCCCACGGGGCUUCUCAACCUUAUACUGAAGUACAAAUUCUUAAACCCAUCAACUUCAACCUCUCACUCAAACUCAUCAAGCGGCUCAAGUCUCACUCUAAGAAAGAUUCCGCCCCUGAAGAAUGGAAGCGCGAUAAACAUAUUCGGAAUUCGGUCUGAGCUGAUCAGCAACGACGAGGAGCUAACGAACAUUUGGCGGAGUGUGAAUUAGUUGUAGACUUACGUGGUCGUUCUAGUUUCCGAGCAGUAGGUUUACUCUCGUAUUUCCCGGCUCUUAUCUCACGCUUACCAGUUACUACAGAAGAUGGAUGAUCAUGGAUGUUCAUCUGUGCGUCUCCGUUAUGGUCUUGUUAUUCUGUAACAGGAGAGGAAGAGGAUAAUGGAGUUUCUUUUAGCUACGUCCUCAUGUUAAUUCGUAUUUCUAGUCGGAUAAAAUAAAGUUGUAAAGCAUAGGUGACUCCUGUACAACGUAUAGCUGCUGACUCUUGGUCCUGUCGUGAGUGCACACGUCGACACUCUCACUUCUAUUCUAUCUUGAAUACAACAAGAAACGACUCACAUCAUUAAACUUUUUCCGUAUCAUCAUCAUCAUGUUGUUCUUGAAUACGCAACGAUUGGGACUGCUAGUCAGUACUUGUGGAAUAUCUAUAUCAUCCUUCGGAAUAUUAUGGAACCAAAAACCUCGCUCAUUCUCAUAUUAGCAAAGAUUUUUGAAGUUAUUGUAUGGCUAGCGACUGAAACGGAGAGCCUGCCUAGCUAACUCCAGGGGCUUAAGUCCCAACCUCCGCUGGUCCCGCCUCUCGAAUGGGUCGGCUUCUCCCCAAGACCAACUGCUACGCAGUACUUCUACUUGUGGAAUAUCAUCCUUCGGAAUAUGAUUGUGGUUGAAAAAGCCAGAAGUCCUCGAGAGUUUGGAUUCUUCCCGUUCCUACGUUAGGAAGUGCAGAGGUAGAAGAUGAGCACGGGCAACGUGAUCAAGCAC